Acanthosepion pharaonis is the source of this 558-nucleotide messenger RNA. Lineage: Eukaryota; Metazoa; Mollusca; Cephalopoda; Sepiida; Sepiidae. The record is from the annotation of a GenBank genome assembly.
AUGGUUAGAUACGCGAACAGACCGCGAUACGCGAACAGACCGAUCCACAGAUGGUUAGAUACGCGAACAGACCGAUCCAGACAGAUGGUUCCACAGAUGGUUAGAUACGCGAACAGACCGAUCCACAGAUGGUUAGAUACGCGAACAGACCGAACAGACCGAUACGCGAACAGACCGACAGAUGAUUGGGGAUGUGGUAAUCGACGCGUCCUUUUACAUCUGCAAGUUAAGCAUUCCGGCGAGAGUGAUGGUGGCAGUAGUUAUUCUUAUUUAAACAACGAGGGCAAAGAGAAGAAACAUAUUUUGCAGGACCGGUUCAUGCGCUACGGCUUCCUCAAUCAGAUACUGAGAGUCUCUGUUCAAAUCGGGCUAUCGCUCUCUUUUAGUCUAUAUAUGUAUCUACUCUCCGGUUUCUCUAGACCUUUACCUUCAUCAUUUUUAACUUCCUGUCUCCAUUUUUGUUUUCUUUGUGCCUGUCUCUUUCUCUUUAUAACUAUCUCUAAUCCUCUUAUCUAUCUGUCUCCUCUUUUUCAUCCAUCUGUCUUAGUCUUUUCAUAA